This is a messenger RNA of Sphaerodactylus townsendi, 510 nucleotides long. Its product is annotated as signal transducer and activator of transcription 1-alpha/beta-like. Gene Ontology annotation, biological process: type I interferon-mediated signaling pathway; regulation of cell population proliferation; cell surface receptor signaling pathway via JAK-STAT. The transcript is spliced from 7 exons. The coding region runs from base 1 to 510 and encodes 169 amino acids. Gene Ontology annotation, molecular function: DNA-binding transcription factor activity, RNA polymerase II-specific; RNA polymerase II cis-regulatory region sequence-specific DNA binding. The record is from RefSeq and is a predicted model, not a curated record. Lineage: Eukaryota; Metazoa; Chordata; Lepidosauria; Squamata; Sphaerodactylidae.
AUGCUGUUAAGGAACACUCUUUGUAAUGACAGGUUUACUACCAUAGCCGAGAGCCUUCAGCAAGUUCGCCAGCAGAUUAAAAAACUGGAGGAACUGGAACAGAAGUACACGUAUGAGUCGGACCCCAUCACGCAGCACAAAAAGACACUUCAUGAUCGGACGCUGGGCCUCUUCAAACAACUCAUCCAGUGUUCCUUCGUGGUUGAAAGACAACCUUGCAUGCCCACACAUCUUCAGAGACCACUGGUUUUGAGGACUGGGGUGCUAUUCACAGUGAAGCUGAGAUUGCUGGUGAAACUGCAGGAGCUGAAUUAUAAAUUGAAAGUGCAGGUUGUCUUUGAUAAAGACGUGAAUGAGAAGAACACUGUAAAAGGGUUUAGAAAAUUUAACAUCUUGGGGACGAAUACUAAAGUGAUGAACAUGGAGGAGUCAAACGGCAGUCUGUCAGCAGAAUUCAGACAUCUGCAAUUAAAGGAGCAGAAAAAUGUCUGCAGAACUAAUGAGAAAUGA